Trypanosoma conorhini is the source of this 354-nucleotide messenger RNA. Its product is annotated as U6 snRNA-associated Sm-like protein LSm5p. The record is from RefSeq and is a predicted model, not a curated record. NCBI's taxonomy places the organism in Eukaryota, Euglenozoa, Kinetoplastea, Trypanosomatida, Trypanosomatidae. Gene Ontology annotation, molecular function: RNA binding. Bases 1 to 354 code for a protein of 117 amino acids. The transcript has a single exon.
AUGCCAACAAGUACUGAGCGGCGGAACCUCCUCGCGUUACUCGGCUACCGCGUGAGUGUGGAGCUGGACGACGGCUCAACUCUCACGGGCCGCCUUGUUUCGUUGGGGCCAACUUCGAAUUUAAUACUCACUGAUGUAGAACGCGUUAGACCGCUGAAGCGGCGGCGCGGGAGCACGAAGACUGACUGCUACAAUUCGGUGUUGUUUGUGCGUGGGAGCAGCGUUGUCUCAGUACGGCACACAAGCGGUAUCACGACGGACCGGGGCGUUGUGGACACACUCACAGAUCGGCAAAUGGAAGCAUCAAAGGCCAUUCAGAUGGCCAGUCAGAGUCUCAACACACCUCUACGGUGA